GGAAUAAUAUCCUUAUUGUGUAAUGUGUAAAUAUUAGCAUUAACAUUUUAAUUGAAUUUGCCUUCUCCCUACUCAGGAUAAUACAGGAUUUGCCUCGUUGCAGUGAGUGGUCAGGCAUAGCCAUGGUGCUGAUUCUGGGACGACGCAUAAACAGGGACGAUAACCAUUUCCGUGACUCACCUGUCAGCAAACGCAAAGUCUUUGAAGUGGACCAGAAGCUGGCGGUGAAUCAAGACAUUUUUGAUUUCUGCUCGGGCCCAUCCCAUGCUGAAAGCAUCCUCGAGCUGCUGAAUGAGUUCAGGGCCAGUCGUCUCUUCACUGACGUGGUUAUCUGUGUGGAGGGCCGUGAGUUCCCUUGCCACCGUGCCAUCCUGUCCUCCUGCAGCAGCUACUUCAGGGCCAUGUUCUGCAAUGACCACCGUGAGAGCCGGGAGAUGCUGGUGGAGAUCAAUGGCAUCUUUGCUGAUGCCAUGGACCAGUUCCUGCAGUACGUCUACACAGGGAAAGUGAGGAUCACCACGGACAACGUGCAGUAUUUAUUUGAGACCUCCAGCCUCUUCCAGAUCAGCGCCAUCCGCGAUGCUUGUGCCAAGUUCUUGGAGGAGCAGCUUGACCCCUGCAACUGCCUGGGGAUCCAGAAGUUUGCGGACACACACUCCUUGAAGGUGCUGCACUCCAAGUGCAGAUGCUUCGGCCUGCAGACGUUCUCCGAGGUCGCCUUGCACGAGGAAUUCCUGGGACUGGAGAAGGAUGAGCUUAUCGACUAUGUCUCCAGCGACGAUUUGGUCAUCAGCAAGGAGGAAACGGUAUACGAGUCCGUGAUGCGUUGGGUAUAUCAUGACAUUGACCGCAGGAGGCCCAUGUUGAAAGAGCUGCUGACUCAUGUCAGGCUCCCUCUACUGCACCCCAAUUAUUUUGUACAGACGGUGGAGGGGAACCAACUAAUCCAGAGCUCUCCUGAGUGUUACCAACUCCUGCAUGAGGCCCGGAGGUACCAUGUCCUUGGCAAUGAGAUGAUGUCACCACGGACGAGGCCUCGUAGGUCCACAGGUUACUCCGAGGUUAUUGUGGUGGUGGGAGGCUGUGAGCGAGUGGGAGGCUUCAAUCUCCCUUACACCGAAUGCUAUGACCCAAUGACCGGAGAGUGGAAGUCGCUUGCCAAACUCCCAGAGUUCACCAAAUCUGAGUACGCUGUUUGUGCCCUGAGGAAUGAUAUCCUUGUGUCAGGUGGCAGAAUCAACAGUCGUGACGUGUGGAUGUACAACUCCCAGCUGAACAUCUGGAUGCGAGUGGCCUGUUUAAACAAAGGCAGGUGGCGCCACAAAAUGGCUGUUCUUCUUGGCAAGGUAUACGCAGUGGGAGGUUACGACGGUCAGAAUCGGUUGAGCAGCGUGGAGUGUUACGACUCUUUCUCAAACCGCUGGGUCGAGAUUGCGCCCCUCAAAGAGGCGGUCAGCUCACCUGCUGUCGCUAGCUGUGUCAGUAAGCUCUUUGUGAUUGGAGGAGGACCUGAUGACAACACAUGCUCCGAUAAGGUUCAAUGUUAUGACCCAGCCACUAAUGUUUGGUUGUUGCGAGCACCCAUUCCUGUUGCUAAACGAUGCAUUACCGCAGUGUCCCUGACCAACCUCAUAUACGUGGCCGGGGGCCUGACCAAGUCCAUCUUCUGCUAUGACCCAGUGGAGGAUUACUGGAUGCAUGUGGUGAACACCUUCAGCAGACAGGAGAGUUGUGGUAUGUCUGUGUGUAAUGGCAAAGUCUACAUCCUCGGUGGCAGAAAGGAAACUGGAGAGGCCACUGACACUAUCACAUGCUACGACCCAGCAACAGGAAUCAUCACAGCAAUGGCCGCCAUGCCCAGGCCCAUCUCCUACCAUGGCUGUGUGACAAUCCACAGAUACAAUGAGAAGUACAGACCUUGAGCCAGGGAUCUCCAGCACCCACCCAAUACUGAGUGGCAAAGAGGCACAACCACACUAUAACAUCCUGUGGAAGGACCAGAGGUGACCUCUGCAGGUUUUAUAUUAGAUGACUUUACUGUAGCAUAUUCUUCAAAAGAUUGAGCCUUUUUUUGUAAAAGAAACUUUUAUUACAACAAUAGAGUUGCAGAUCAACAAACAUUGUCUUGUGUAAUGCGAAAGUCCCAGAGAUAAAAAUACCAAAGCUGUGGCAUUACAGGCAAUAUUAUGCCAUUUGCACAUGUUCCCACAUCCCUCAGAUAACCAUGGACAGUUAGUGGUGCAUUUAGUGCCACAGGGUAAUACUUUAGGAUCCAAUACCAUAAUCCAGAAGGUAAUUACUGUUCAUUUUCUAAUGUAAUUAGACAGUCAACAAGCAAGAAAUGCAAGUGGAAACCUUUUGUUGAGUCAGUUGGAGGUGCCUUGGAAUCCUGGAGGCUGAGGCCCUGUCCAAGGUCAGGAUUGAAACCUUCAUAUUCGAGCAUCUAUGUCACUUUGACAUCAUUCAGUAGCUGCCAUGUGGCCACACUCAGUGAAAUGUGUAGGUGUUUUCGUAUACAGUGAUCCUAGUUAACGUCCUAAUUUUUCACCUUUUGAUCUUUAUCGAGGCCUAAGAGGAAAAAAAACUUUAAUUCCUGCAUGUAACCCAGCAGAAGUCAAUCAUGAGAUACCUUGGCGCUGGUUGCCUUGGGUUGGAGAUGGAAGGUCAGACUCACUGAGCUGUGAUCCUAUGUGUUGAGGCCAGAAUGAAAACCUUCCAGAUCGUAUCCCUUGGGGUUUUUAAUGGCCCCAAAUUCACUGUAAAAUUUUUUGUCAAAAACGGAUUUUUAUUUCAUUUCUGGCAUACCUCUCUGACUGCAGAGAUGAUAUAAUGCAUCAAAUGCAUCAGGAAUUGCUACACCUUAAUUCUGGAAAAGCAUCAGCCUUUUUGAUAGGAGUAGCUGUGAGUGGAUUUGUCAUUCACCCAUAGAGGAGGCAUGCCCUCUCCUAAUUGGAGUUCUGGUUUAGAUCCUAGAUCCAGUGAUUGAAAUAAGUGUAUGUGGGUUAUUUUCCAGACAUUGUUGAUCCGCGUUGGUUAUAUACUGUGUAUAUAUAUCCCACAGUGAGCGAGUUAUAGCCCAGUAAUAUGCAGUGACAGUUUAUUUAUACCAUGUAUAUUUACCCUUGCUAUAUAGUAUGUGAAUUAUUCCCAAUUCCCAGUUAUGUAUAUAGCAUGAAACAGGACAUAUUGAUGGGAUAAGAGAUAAAAGCUUUAGUAAUUAUAAAGGAAGCAACAGAGGUAUAGUGCUGACUGUUAACCCUUGAAUAUCAGAUUGUGCAUUUAGAGACUGUGUCACUGCAUGAGUGAGGGUCAGACCCUCUGCUAGAAAAUGAAAGUUGUUAAUAUCUCUCAGAGAAGAACAUUCCGUUGUAGCUUUUCCAAAAUGUGUCCUUUUGCCAUUUCCUUACACCACUAAAAGUUUCUCCUAAAAGUGGAUUGGAAUAGGUUGGGGAUGAGUAUGCACAAGUUCCACUGCACCCACCCUGGGGGGUCCUCUUCAUGUAUCUGCUGGAAGGCAAUAGAUCGAUGUGUAACUGCCAGGCCUGAUCCAAGCUUUGGCUCACAUCCACACAUAUUUGGAGGAGGCCUUGACUUUGUGCAAUUUUAUAAAACAGCCCACUUUAAUCACCAUCAUCAGUGAAGGUAAAAGUGGGGAAAAUAAUGGAAAACAGGCUGCUUGUUAAACAUCACUCAUUUCGCACUACUGUACAAAGUCUUCCCCAAGGACUUGCCAACAACUUAAGUCAUAAUAUCAGGGAAAUUUUGCAAUAAUGUGAGAUUUGAGGGAGUUAAAGGAUUGAAUUCUUUAUGGCACUCAUUGAUCUAAUGUAAGGUAGCUCAAUCAGACCUAAUUCGAUUUGGGAUAGCUAAAGGCAUAGUACUACUGUCACUGGACUAGCAAUCCAGAAACCGAGGUUAAGGCUUUGGGAACAGCAGUUGGUGGGAUUUGAGUUCAACUAAUUCAUGAUUCUGAAAUUAAAAGCUAUUGUCGUUAAAUGAUCAUUGAUCAUUAUAAAAGCCCUUCUGGUUCACUAUUGUCCUUCAGAAAAACAAAUCUGCCAUCCUUUCCUGGCCUGGCCUACAUGUGAUUCCAGAGGCAGAACAGUGUGGAUGACCUUUAACUAUCCUCUGUAUGGCCAAUAAGCCAUUCCAUUCAAAGGCAAUUAGGGAUGGACACAGACGCUGGCCUUGUCGACAACACCUAUAUCCCAUGAAAGAAUCAAUAAAUUCCAUUUGCGCCGAAUCAUUCAAUUAUUUCCUUCAAUUGCCAGACCCUGAAUCGGAGAUAUUCUUGGCAGGGGGAAAGAAAUUACAACUGCAAUAAAGUUAACUAAAAUCCUACAGCACUGUUAAUUUUAGAACAAUUGCAGCACUGGACCUCAGGUGUGUAAAUCCAAGAUGUUAUAGGUUGAGAAGUGUGUUGAGGGGUUGGUGAGUUUGAAAGGUGGAUGAAAAUUGUUGGAUUCUAGAGUGAUCAGGAUGGGGUGGAUGGCGAGUACACUGGCACUCCAGGGCUUAUGAACCCUCUUUUUAAGAGGAAGAAAUCUUGAUUUUCCAAGCUAUUUCCUCUGUGAAACUGGAUAACUUUAGCGCUGGGAAGCGAGGAUAUGCCAGAACAUUCUGAAUCAGGGAAAGGUUGACAGGUCUCAAUUGGCCUGUGUUCCCAAAAGGCUUGUGUAGCUUCUGCACGUUUACAAUUAAGAUGUCCUGGAGCCAAUCUAGAAAGCACAAAGCUUUCCCUAUGGCAGAAACCUCACCAAAUUAACGUCUGUGUUUAUCUGAGUGGAUUAUCUUGACCUUGCCACUAGUAGGAUGUGUGUGUUUCAUCCUUUCCGCCCUGAUGUAGCAUCCUCAGUUCCGUCAAAGAAACGCCCAGAGUGCACUUUGUUGAGUAUGCUCGUAACUUCAAUUUUUCUUGCUCUUCAUCUUAAUUAAUUAUUUGAUGCAUUUAUAUGAAAUGGUUUUGUUUUUUACACAAUAAGUUACAGGAGUGUUUUGCUGUAAAUACCACACUUCGCUGUUUAUUCCUAUGUCCCAUGUUUCACUGUAACUGCGAGCACUGCUUGCUGAAGGAGCACAAGUUGGAGAGCUGGCACAGUCUUAAGUUCUUCACUGAGAAUGUUCUGAGAGCUGGCUUCUGUGUAAGCUUCACACUGGUGUAAAGGCCUGAAGCCAGCGUAUGAAUGAACAGGUUGCAAAAGCCAUUGGAGAUGUUGUUCUUGCGCAACAGCAGCCAGUUUGGCCUCAGUUAUUUUCCCGUUCACCGAGGGAAAGAAACCAUGGGAGGAAGUCUUUGUUGAAUAGGAAUAAAGUUCCCAUCUUGUUAGUGGGAUGGACCCUUGGUCCAAACAAGGAGGCAUUGAGAGGAGUGGCUCCCUCAUUCCAGGACAAAGAGGAUGGGUCAGAAAGGGCAAGGUUAUAGACUGAUAGCACCAGGCACUGGAGGCAGAGAAAGUAAUGCAGUGAAGUCAUUCACAUGCCAGACUUCCAUGUUGUUUCUGAGCUCAACCAAGUACAGACAGCAGCUGGUCUUCAGUCUCAUUGAUUUAAUGAGGGUCUUUCACCACUGCAAGGAAUGCAGGGAAUGACCCUGCUUCUAAUAAAGCAAUUAUUCUCUUGCUUAUCAGUGAGAGAAAGCUUUUUGUAAUUCCCAGAACCAGGCAGGUGCUGAGGUGAAUGAGUAAGAAAGCAAGACAGGAAAAGGAAGAUGGGCAGAGAAAAAAGGUAGGCAAUGCACGACAUUGAUGCUACUUAGUCAUCGCUCCAGCCUUUGUGACAAAUUCAGCAAGCUGCUUUCAAUCAUGUUUAUGUUCCUGGCAUACCUUAAAUUUCAGAUAUAUAACUUACAAUUUAAAAUACUACAGCAAGGCACCCCACAGUAUUUCUCAAAUCCACCAGAAGUCAAGGUGAAAGCAAGAACUCCGCUGUGGUCAAACUCUCCAUGGAAUGGCAUGAUAGAAAAGUGUUACUGAGAUCUUGCUCCAGCAUCUUCACCAUUCAGUAAAACAUGGUACAGUAGAGGUUUUACUCAUGAACCUUGAGACAGUCAAAUAAUGACUGACUAAUAAUUGCAUUCACCCAGGACUGCUGGAACACUGAACUGAAAACAGAGCUCCUGAGUUUAACAGGGAAACUCCCCCUUGUGAGAGCAGCCACACUCAUUACCAAUUCAGGAAUGCAUGAGAACAAUGAGUAUUUAUAAGUUUUCUGUUGUUGUAAGCUAUGCUUUUAUUAACAAAUUUAUUUAUUCUUUAAGUAUGUUCUUCAAAACCAUUUUACAGAAUGAAUGUUGCAAUCUUUGAAGUUUUGCUGUUUACCGAACACACAGGAGUUGAGGAUGUGGCAAGGCAUCUCUUUUGAUGUCCAUUCUCAGCAUGUGAACAAUAUAUGGCUGUGUGUAUUGGCCUAACUAAUGCAUGGUCUAUGAGGUGAAUCAACUAUUGCAACAAUUGAUGCACAGCGCAAUUGUAAUCACCACACAAUGCAGGAAGCCACCAGAUCUGUUAGUAGACAUUAUUUAAAAACAGUUAAAAAGUGUGUGUUGCAGCCAACUACUUCAAAAAUUGUGACCCUGAUCAAAGAGAUUUAGACACAUUCCAAGUCCUUGUCAAAUGGUUUCAUUACAAAAUCCAGUCUGUAACUUACUGCCAAAUAUCCAUAUUUAUUUAUUUACAAAUUACCCAAACUUUUGUUAGAUUUCAGCCUACAAAUAACCCACCACUGUAACAGUAUUUUCUCCAUGAAGUGUGAAUGAGCUACACAAUCAGUGAUGUAGUUUAGUGGCAAUUUGACCUGGUUCAUGGUUUUGAUCUAUACAUUGAGGAGCAGUGAGUGAAUAAUUUUCAGCCUGAUUGAGAAAUUUUUAAUGCUGUAAGUACCUGGCAUGCUUUUUUUUUGUAAUUAGAUAGGUGUAAAGUGGUUGUGUUAUUUUUGUAAAAUUUGGGUUGUCCUGGAGACAAAAGCAUACCUUCCUUUUGUUUUCUGCUUAAGUUGUACAGUAUGAGCUGCAUAUAAACAAACUGUACUUGAAUCCAGGGUGGUAUAUCAUUUUAAAAACUUGAUCACAACUAUUAAAUGAAUAGAGAACACAAUUAAUCAAAAUAGCACUGUAUGAAAUGCCAGCAGUGACCUUGGGUGACUGAGAGUUAUGGUGAGUUGCGUUACCUGACUGUGUGUUUCCUCUGUCCUUUCAGUUGUCUGAGCUUCAGAAUUCCCUAAAUCUCUCCAGCUCUCGAUUUCUCACUCUCCUCCUUUACAUACUUUAAACUAAACUCUAUGCCCAAGAAAUUGAACUAUACGUCCUAAUACUGCCCCUUAUGCUGAAUGUCAAUUUUUUGUUUGAUUAGACUCCCAGUUUUGCAAAGUUUUACAAUGGAUGCUGUAUAAAUGCAUAUUAUUGUUGUCUUUGGAUUUCAGUGAUGCUUAACAAAGGGCCUUCAGACACAGUUAUCGAGAGCCUCAAAACAAGGGGCAGACUACAAGGGAAAGUGCACACUAUGGAACUUCUUGUGUGCAAAGUAGUAAUGACGCUUGAUGUCAGCACAUUCGAUCUUCAUUUUAACACGUUACUUUAAAACUAAAACUGCAGUUCAAAAUUAUGAGUAGAUAUGAUGGGGUAAAUCAGAGAAAUUGCUUCCACUGGCAGGAAUGUUGAGAACCAGAAGAUGGAUUGGCAAAAGAAUUAGAGUGUAUGGGUGGGGGGGGUUCUUUUGUGAAGUGUAUGGUUAUAUUCUGGGUUGCCUUGUUGAAAAAGGUAAUGGAAGCAGAUUCAGUUGCACCAUCCCAGAGGGAAUUAGGCGUAAAAAGGGGAACAAUUUAGACGGUGUGUAAAAAAAAGGUGGAGGAGCCCAAACAAAGCAAUGCCUGAUUUUUUUUGUGUGUGUUGUUCUGAACAAAGCAAAGUGCUUCCUAUUGUUGGGAGAACAAUGGUAUUUGUGUCAAACCUGGCCAGUCUGUCUGGGCUAUUCCUGUAAAAUAAGCGACCCAAAUGGGGAGAAGUGUGAAAGCCAAUUGCAAAGAGAAAAAAAAAGAGGAAACGUUCAAAUAAUUGACAUAAGCAUGUCCAAAUCUGUAUUCCUCUCUAACAACAUCCAUCUAAGGCUCUCUUUCGUUCUGAAAUGAUUAGCACAAGUUGCAUUUUUCAACCUACAUAAAUAUGUUUUUUUUUCCCUUUCUUGAGUUGGCUGUUGUGUGAGUGUCCUUUUCUGAACCCAGAAUAGGGAUUGUUGAUUGGAGGGCUGACUCAAAUGUUUCACACAUUCACCAGUCAACAGCUCUUGUCAAAUGUUGAGACAGCAGUACCAACUUUGAUUGCGUAUAAUAAUUGUUACAUGUAAAUUACUUCUAAUUGUGUGUAUGUGAUGUAGGUUAGUGACUUUUAAUAAAGAUUCUAUUCUCAUCAAA
Molecule: messenger RNA, 8403 nt
Organism: Rhincodon typus (whale shark)
Lineage: Eukaryota; Metazoa; Chordata; Chondrichthyes; Orectolobiformes; Rhincodontidae
Gene: klhl24a
Product: kelch-like family member 24a
Exons: 6
Coding region: 123-1922 (599 amino acids)
Molecular function (GO): protein binding
Source: RefSeq, a predicted model, not a curated record